AUGCAGGCCUCCAGCCCCUGGCACAUGGGUCGAGUGGCCCCCAGCGUGGUAAUGAGCUUCUGCUGCCUGGUGGGCAUCCCUGGCAAUGUGGCGGUGAUAGCAGUCCUAAGGCGGCGGAUGAAUACUCAGAGAGAGAGUUUCACCCUGACCCUCAUUCUCAAUCUGGCCGUGUGGGAUUUGCUGUCCCUGCUCCUGCUGCCCUUUUGGAUCUUCAACCUCCAGAGAGACUGGAUUUUGGGAUCUGUGCCCUGCAAACUGCUUUUCUUCCUGCUGUACUGGUGCAUGAACACCAGCGUGCUGACCGUGACUUUGCUGAGUGUGCAGCGCUACAUGCAGGUGCUGUACCCUCAGCGCUGGGCCAGGCUUGGGCUAGCAGGCCAUAAAGGCCUGCUGCUGACCAUUUGGGCUCUGGGCAGCUGCAUCGCCUCCCCUUCUCUUUCCCUGAGACGAGUCAGUGGCGGAAAUUCAGCACGAUGUGAAGUAGACUAUCGCAGCCCAUCAGUGGAAGCUGCUGUUCUUCUGGGGCAGAGCAUUCUGGGAUUUGUGGUUCCAUUCUCCAUUCUGGUAUCACUGUAUGUCUGCUUACAGAGGCGAGUGGGGCAAGCCUCUCAGUGGAGCUCCACUGGGAGGAUGACCAAGCUGAUCACCAGCAUCGUGGUAUCCUUCUUUAUCUUCUGGACCCCACUGCAUGUGUUCAACAUGCUGACGCUGAUUGGCUUAGUGGUGGAGUCGCAGGAACUGAGGGAUGUUUGUGAAGCCAGCUGGGAUUUGCUGAUCGCGCUCACUUUCCUAAACGCCUGCCUCAACCCUUUCCUGUAUGCGUUCAGCCACAGCCGGAUACAGACACCCACUGCAAGGGUCACCAACCUGCAGCAACCAGAACAAACACCACAAUGA
This is a messenger RNA of Colossoma macropomum (tambaqui), 897 nucleotides long. RefSeq names its product leukotriene B4 receptor 1-like. NCBI's taxonomy places the organism in Eukaryota, Metazoa, Chordata, Actinopteri, Characiformes, Serrasalmidae. Gene Ontology annotation, molecular function: G protein-coupled receptor activity. The coding region runs from base 1 to 897 and encodes 298 amino acids. The record is from RefSeq and is a predicted model, not a curated record. Gene Ontology annotation, cellular component: membrane. Gene Ontology annotation, biological process: immune response; G protein-coupled receptor signaling pathway. The transcript is spliced from 2 exons.